CACAAGUACUUUAGUUACAGUGUUGGGUGAGUUUGAAACAACUCCCCCUGCCUUGGGCUUACACACACGGGGACUGGAUUUCCUAUCCCACCCGCUCCCGUGCGGGCUGCCUUCUGCUGCUGCUGCUUUUCAAAUCAAGGCCAAGCUGCGGGCUCUGAUUUUUGUUUUGUUUUUGGCCUGCCCCUCUCACCUCCCCCGUUUUUUUUCCUCUCUUUUGCUUUGAUUUCUGCGCGCGCGCGUGUGUUUUGCCUCCGCCGAUCUUCACAAAUCGCUUUGGCAUGAGUUAAACCCCCGAUAUGGACACCAAACAUUUCCUGCCACUGGAUUUUUCUACUCAAGUCAAUUCCACGUCCCUGAACUCUCCGACUGGCCGGGGUCCUAUGGCCGCACCUUCCCUCCAUCCACCCAUUGGGCCAGGCAUUGGCUCCUCGCUGGGAUCUCCGGGUCAGCUCCAUUCACCCAUCAGCACUCUGAGUUCCCCCAUCAAUGGCAUGGGUCCUCCUUUCUCUGUCAUCAGCUCCCCCAUGGGGCCUCACUCGAUGUCUGUCCCUUCAACUCCCAGCCUUGGAUUCGGAACCGGCAGCCCACAGCUCAAUUCUCCAAUGAACCCCAUCAGCAGCACAGAAGACAUUAAACCGCCCUUGGGACUCAAUGGAGUUCUUAAAGUGCCAGCACACCCAUCAGGAACCAUGGCCUCCUUCACCAAGCACAUAUGCGCCAUCUGUGGGGACAGAUCUUCAGGUAAACAUUACGGGGUGUACAGCUGCGAGGGCUGCAAAGGUUUCUUCAAGCGCACAGUGCGGAAGGACCUCACCUACACCUGCCGCGACAAUAAGGAUUGCUUGAUUGACAAGCGCCAGCGGAACCGGUGCCAGUACUGCCGGUAUCAGAAGUGUCUGGCGAUGGGCAUGAAGCGAGAAGGGAUGGAGCACCAUCCAUCCCGGCCCACAAGACUUCUGGGAAGCCAAGAAGAACAAGCUGUGCAGGAGGAGAGGCAGCGAGGGAAGGACCGAAACGAGAACGAGGUGGAGUCGACAAGUAGCGCCAAUGAGGACAUGCCCGUGGAGAAGAUCCUGGAAGCCGAACUCGCAGUGGAGCCAAAGACAGAGACAUACAUUGAGGCAAAUAUGGGCUUGACUCCUAGCUCGCCCAAUGACCCGGUAACCAACAUAUGCCAAGCAGCAGAUAAACAGCUCUUCACCUUGGUGGAAUGGGCAAAGAGAAUUCCCCAUUUUUCAGAACUGCCGUUGGAUGACCAGGUCAUCUUACUCAGAGCAGGCUGGAAUGAGCUCCUAAUCGCCUCCUUCUCCCAUCGUUCCAUAGCUGUGAAAGAUGGGAUCCUCCUGGCCACCGGCCUGCAUGUGCAUCGGAACAGCGCUCACAGCGCAGGAGUCGGCGCCAUCUUUGAUAGAGUACUGACAGAACUCGUGUCAAAAAUGCGAGACAUGCAGAUGGACAAGACGGAGCUGGGCUGCCUGCGAGCCAUUGUCCUCUUCAACCCUGACUCGAAAGGACUCUCCAACCCCACUGAGGUGGAGGCUUUGCGUGAGAAGGUGUACGCGUCACUAGAGGCAUACUGCAAACACAAAUACCCCGACCAGCCUGGAAGGUUUGCAAAACUCUUGCUUCGCCUCCCCGCCCUCCGAUCCAUUGGCCUGAAAUGCCUGGAGCACCUGUUCUUCUUCAAGCUAAUAGGAGACACGCCCAUCGACACCUUCUUGAUGGAGAUGCUGGAAGCACCCCACCAAAUGACUUAGAGAAUCUUGGCUGGGUCAGUUCCUUCACCCAGUGAGGGCCUCAGCAGCCUCCUCACACCUCCACUUUUCCUCUUCCUCCUCCCUCUCCCUGGUGCCGGAGACCCCAUCCGAUCUUCUCCGUCUGACCCAGGGUGACACCCCGCCACCCCUUGCCUCCUCGUCACGCUGACCUCUGCUCAUUUUUUCACCGCUGCAUCGAAGGAGCUGACGAUUGUUUUACUGUUUUAGAUGUAGAGAAGUGGGACGUAGCGUUUCAAAAGCAAACAACCCCCCUGCUCCGCCUCCUGGCAUACCUGAGUUUGAAACCCAACUGAAGCUCAGGCUUCUCGGCUCCCUGCCUGCCCCUGCCGUAGUUGGGUUUGGAUUUCUGCAUGCGGCUGAGAUGGCUGGUUGGAAGCACGCGGCAGGGUUGAUCCCACCCAUAGGAACCCUGGCGGCUGGAGUUUGGAUGGGCUGGGGGAGUGGUUUAAUCCUGCUUACCCACAGCUGGAUAUUUUCAGAGGAUGGAGUUUCUGAAAGAGGAAAGAAUCUAUAUUUUUGGUUUCUAACAAUUAGUAUUUACUUCUCUCAAGGAAAGCCGCUCUGGAAUGGCCCCUGCCAUGUCGCGAAUGAAGAUCUUUUGCAGAGCUUUCCCUUUUGAAUGAAAAGCAGAGGAUUGUGGGAUUGAUCGCUAAUCCCCUUCCCCCUCCUCAAACUAAUGACCUGAACGGAGAAAUGACCGGUCACACCGAGAGACUGAGCCCCCCUCUGUGUGUGGAGGGCAGUGUGGACGGCGGUGACUUCAGUGCCCUGCUUUCCUUCUGGAAAAGCAACAGCGUGUCUUGAUUUUUCCAAAGAUGACUGUUCUUUCAGUUGUGGAGCUAGCCAAUCAAAACAUGAACCAUCUGGAUUGCACAAGUCUUUAGCAGUUGUUUUAAGGCUGCAGUGAUUCCAAUUCCCACUCCCCUCAUAAGAGUCUUACUGGAAUCCCUACCUCUCCCUUAACACACAGGCAUAACACACAGGCAUUCGUCAUGACCCAUAACACUAUGUGCAUUUCACAUUAUGGUGUCCACGCACACUUGCUCAAGCAGGCCAAGCAAACUAGUUGAUGUUAGUCAGCUUGCCAGGGGUUAUAGGAGAGCCAGUUUGCCUGGCAGUAGGACUGAUGGCUACUAGGAGCUGGUAAUGGGCAGAGUGGUGCGAAUAACCAAUUUUUCAGCUCAUGGUCACGUUGAUAGGGCCCAGUUCGUCACUGUUUUACAGAAUCAUUGACCUCAGUGCAAAAUGUUACCACCCUCAUUUGACGAUUUGGCAGCACGUGUGUAAAUGACUGCACAGGGUGCCAGGCAAUGAGAAAUUGGGCCCUAGGGGAGCACUUAAUUGAUGAGAUUGAUUGGUGAAGUGAAGGCUGUGCCUUCCCCAAAACUCUUCCCCGUCUGCUGUAGGUAUUGAUUUUUGUGAGUGAGUUGGUGCUCCCCACAGGGAUCAGAAAAUGGGGGUGCAGCCUCUGUCCUAGUGGCCAAAAAGGUGAUUUUCCAUUUGCUGGUUAAAUAUUAAAUUUACCAUCUCAGAAUAGAGAUUUCAAAGCAAUCCCACAUUCCUCCCCCCAGAAAUCCCCUUUGCUUUCUCCAUUGGACUCUCACAUCAUUUUCUUAGAGCAACAUGUGAUGAGCAUUCAGGGACACCUCCAUUUUGGAAGGACCUGGGCGGGAAAUCUUUGCCACACCUGAGGAGAUAUCAGAGAACAGCAGGAAGCACUGAAGGGACCACUUCCCUUUGCAGUACCUUUGGCUGAUAGUCCAUGUUUCUGUGGUAAUUCUGAGGGAAGCUAUGUUAUAAAAAUUCGGCUUUAGGCAGGAAACAAAAAUGCAGUAAUUUGAGCUUGCCAAUUCAAAAAUCUCUGUUUUCUUGGACAGCAAGGUGGCUGGUGGGUUUUUAGAUACUUCCCUAAAUGCUUCGAUCCUAGAAGCACCACCACUGAAGAGCAAUUACUUGCUGAUCAGAGAUACUAAUAGGAUCUUAUCCAUUAGAAAGCAGGAUUGUUCCAUACAGCCUGUUCCCCAGAAUUCUGUCCAGUCCAGUUUGAAAUGACCUGGGAACCCAGGACUCCACCACUUCCCUUAGAAGGGAGGUUAUUUCACAGUCUGCUGGAUCUCACUUUUACAAAGUUUUUUCCAGCUCUUCAGCCUGUUGGCUGCUUGUCCCAGGCAGCAGGAGCCGCUUUAAAACAUGUGUGGGGAGAGGCUCCAUUUUUUUGCUUUUACAGACUGCUGGCUUCUCACUUAAUCCCUGUGCAUUUGCCAAAUCGCAGCACUUCACAAACUCCAGGGAACGUCUUCAGGUUUCUUAGGGGGCAGCGAAUCAGCCAGGGAGCAGGUGUCGCCUGAGGCCAACCUAGAAAACAAAUGAAAAGGAAAAGCAGAAGAAACAAUGAAGUAUCUUGCUGAUUUUUUCAGAGGGAAGUAGCUGUUCUUAACACAUGAAAGGAGCAUUUGGGCCAAGACAAGAACGAGAUGCCUGUGGUUGGCUCCCUACCAGCAACUUCUCAUCUACUUUUAUUUGGUUUGUGUUUUAAAAUGACAAAUUAUUAGAGUCCAAAACUAUUUCUUCCCCUCUCCUCCUCCCCUGCCGCCCCAUUGGUUGCAACUGGCUCUUUAAAUAGCUGCUUUGUGUCUCAGUCAAGUGUGAUCAAGCAAAUUCAACCCUCGGCUGUUACCUAUGUUCAUUCAGAGGCACGGUUGAUAUUCAGUCUUACAGCUGCUGCCCCCUUUCCAAGCACGCUGGCAGUUCAAUUUCUGUCAGUGAAUAAGGCCAUCUUGUAGCUCAACAAGGAUUUCAGGUCAAAACUGCCCCCCAGUCCAGUCUCAAGUGUCAAAUCCACAGAGGCAGGGAACAUGUUUUGGCUGCGUCUCUUUGGCAGCCUGGGCGCUGCUAAAAAUAUUAUUAAACAGCUUCACUCUGGAAGAAUUUGCCAAGAAAACAAGGCAAGAGAACGUAGUCAUCUAGAGGAUGCCAACGUGGACCAUCAUGGUCUAUGCAUUUCCAUCCGAAGAGUGAGAGAGUGGUCAGCAGGAGCUUGUGGGUACCUGUAAACUUCUCACCAGGCUGGCACCUGGGAUCUGAGCCCAAGAGCGCCAUGGUUAUUUUUUAACCUGCAUUUUGGAUCCCAAUCCCUGUCCGUGCUACUGAAUCUCAGGUGUUUAAACAUUUUAGAAGGCGUCUCAGAAGCCUGGAUUGUGUGUUUUGUCUGCCUGGAGCCUGCUUGCCAGAGAAUAUCAGGAUGCUUUAUUAAAGAGUCCAUUGAACAUAACACUGUAAUAAACAUUUAGUCUUGUUUAUCUCCAUUGGGCAGACCCCCUUUUUUUUCUUAAUUGGAUGCUUGAAAGGAGCUGUGUUAUGGGCUGGAAGUCCGAGUUGCUGCUUGUUUUUCUAGGCUGCAAAUGUGAGCUCUUAGCCAGCUCGUCAUCAGCCAUCAGAAGAAGCUAGGGAACGGGCUGGUUUAGGCCAAAGACGGACUUGUAUGUGUGUAGAGGGGAUUCUGAGCCCCCUGGGGAAAAGUGGGAAGAGCUCCGAUCUAAUGAGCAUCCAGCACAUUUCGCCCACAUUAAUGUAGAACCACGUCUGAGUCUAAAUGGCUUCCCUGGCUCUUCAAUAAAUAAAUAGUUCAGUAUCCCAGAGCAGUGGUUCUCAAACUAGGGCCACUGCUUGUUCAGGGAAAACCCCUGUCGGGCUGGGCUGGUUUGUUUACCUGCCACGUACACAGGUUCGGCUGCUCGCAGCUCCCACUGGCCGCAGUUCGCUGCUCCAGGCCAAUGGGGGCUGCGGGAAGGGCGUCCAGCACAUCACUGGGCCCGCACUGCUUCGCGCAGCCCCCAUUGGCCUGGAGAGGCAACCGUGGCCAGUGGGCGCUGCCAUCAGCUGAACCUGCGGACACGGCAGGUAGACAAAUUGGCCUGGUCUGCCAGGGGCUUUCCCUGAAUAAGCAGUGGCUCUAGUUUGAGAACCACUGUCCUAGAGCAAUACUGUCAAACACUGCAGUACCAGUAGUAGAAACUUGAGCAUCGCUGCAGAAUCCUGUAGGUUAAAGAUGAAGUAUCAUCCAGCAGUUACAUCAGGCAGUCUAGCAGUCAGGACUCCUGCCAGAGACUUGCUGUGUAACCCUGGGCAUGUUUCUGUGCCUUGAUUUCCCUUUCUUUAAAAUGGGAAUAAUAAUAAUGCCUCCCAAGCAUGGAGCAUGAGGCUCGAGUAAUGUUUCAAAGCAUCCCAUUGCAGGUGGUUCUGUUGGAAUGCACAGUGCUUUUUAAUUUCUAGUGGUAUUUCCACAAAGGUAGAGACAGAUCUUCAACUGGUGCAGAUCGGCAGAGCUGCAUUGACGUCAGUGGAGGCUAUGGUGAUUUCUGCCAGCUGAAGAUCUGGCCUUCAGGGAGUCGAGGCAGCAUUUGUAGGAGCGUAUUUGACCCUGAACAAACAUGAACAGCCCAGGACCUACAAGUGACAGUUACCAAAAUCAUAUCCCAACCCAAAUGUUCUUGGCCUUGCUUGUUCCCCAGCUGGAGUGACGUGGAAACCCACGUGGGCUCUGUGACUUUUGCAGCAGCAGCAGCCUUAAAGUGACCUGCUUUUACAUGAAUUUAAUUGACUCCUUCAUUUGUAUCUUCCUUCACAUCGGGUUUUUUCCCCCUCCUCAUCAUUAUAAUUAUUAUAACUAUAAUACAUGCUUGUUUGAAGAGGUGAUACAUGGGUAAAAAAGAAAAGGCACAUUCACUAGAGAGCUAGGACUUCUACUUAACCAGACAUUAAUAUUCUCGCAAAAUCUGGUUCGAUUAAGGUGAUUUAUUUUUUAAUUCUUGGUUGGUUUUUAUUAUUAUCAUUAUUAUUAUUUUUUUGGUGGGACAAUCUUUAAUUUUCUAAAGAUAGCACAAACAUCAGCUCUUCAGCCACCACCUGCCACACUGGAUGUUCCUCGCUGCCUUGUGUGUGUUUCCACUGGAUCCUGGAACAAACGGAGUUUCAAUCAAUGUGCAUUUUAGGAUGUUUCCUCAUGAAGCCUUUGCACCUUCCCCCCACUCCCGUCUCCCCCAACCCCUAACUCCCAAACACCCAAACAUUCGCCGUGGAGCUAUUUGAGUGAAAGGCCUUGAAAACGUACAAGUACUGUAUACUUAGGCAACGUACAAUGUAACUGGCCUCAUGGUUCCUGGCAGCCUAGCUAAUCUCUGCACUUUCAACCUUUAGACAGCAGUUUCAACUCAAAUCUGCGUCACAUCCAUUGGAGAGGAAUGUUCCAGCCUAAACCCAGAGAAGUCUGCAGCGGGGGAAAAGUGAUACAUCCGAUUGGUUUUGUCUCAAAGGUCCAGGACUGGAAAAGCAAAUUGGCUCCACCCCCAGUCCCUGGAGUUCUCCAGUGAACUGUAAGAUCCGGUCUCUCUGAGUCGUAUAUUUCUUUGGAACAGACUGCAGCCCACUUGCGUAACUGAAGAAUAUAUUCAGCCACCCAUCCUUUGACUCUUUGCCUGCUCAUCCCUUCCCUCGCUGCCACGACCCAUCAGCCCGUUGAAACCAGUCGGGGUGUAAGUGGCGCACAUCCAGCGGCCAAGCUGACGCAACCUUCUACCUGGACUGUUCAGCAGCUCUGAAGCGAUUUGCUCUUUUCCAAAGGGCAAGAGGAACUUCAAUUUUUGUGAUCAGCAAAUGAACAAAGGCUGGUUCUUUAUCAUCAGAGCAGGACACCAAAGGAGCCACACCUGACCACCGAUCUCCCAAUCAACAUUUUGCCACUCUUUGAGGACAAUCCUAAAUGGUGGUGGUCGAAGUGAGAUCAAGGAUGGAGACACAUGACCUUGUAGCCGGCCCCUGUUACCAGCAGUGGCUAAAUAGCUGAUGAUGUCCCCAUCAGUGACCAGAGUGCAUGAUUUAUUUUAAGUUGAUACAUAUGUGCGUGUGUAUACAUGUAUGUACUGUAGAUAUAUACACUGUAUAAAUAUCCUCACUCACAUAUACAUAUAUUAUAACCGUAGCAAUUACAGACUUUUGUGUUUUUGUUUUCUUUAAGUUGAUUCUUUUAUUUUGCUCGUACAUUUUUGCUUCAUGUAAGCGAAUACAUUGUAUCAGAACCCUUUCUGGAUUGGCUUGCACCAAGUCCAGAUCUUUAUAACUCAAGACAAAGGAAAUGCAUCUAUUUUAAGAUGCCUUUUUUUUUAUUAGAAGCAGGUGAUUUGACUAAAAUAGCUUUAGCAAUUCCCAACACUUAGCGACAGAUGCCUUAGCUAUGGGGUGCAUAGCUAAAAUAAAAUACAAUUUAGAAAGAAUUACAAAAAUAAAAAACAAAUAAAAAAGAUAAGGAAAAAAUAUCUAAAGCAUCAAUAAAGUUUAAAAAAUCUAUUUUUGUACAAAUGUAAUUUUAUCCCUUACAUAUUCUUUGAUUGUUUUAUUUCUGCUUCUAUAGAGAUUGUUGUAAACUCUUUCUCUCUAUAUAGAUGUUCCACCACAGGGACGGAAACCUGAAUGAGAGGGAGAAAAAAAUGACAGUGUUUUAAAGGCUUUCUAUGAAAUCUCUUUGGAAAUAUUUUUUUUAAUGAACUUUUUAUUCUUUCUUCCCCACUUCUGAAAAAAAAAAUUUUUGGUCUCUUGUCAUGUUUAUCCGGCAUUCCUGCAGGUCUGUUUUACUGUGAAAUCACUACCGUGUAUUAUUGUUCACACACACACAAAAUGCUGCUGGAAACACCAGUAUUUUGAUGAACAAUUGUAUUAGAAUUGUAAAAAAAAAAAGAGGAAAAAAAGAAAAUAUAU
Gopherus flavomarginatus (Mexican gopher tortoise) is the source of this 8528-nucleotide messenger RNA. It is a transcript of the gene RXRA, whose product is annotated as retinoid X receptor alpha. The transcript has 11 exons. Gene Ontology annotation, biological process: response to retinoic acid; cell differentiation; retinoic acid receptor signaling pathway. The record is from RefSeq and is a predicted model, not a curated record. Gene Ontology annotation, cellular component: RNA polymerase II transcription regulator complex; nucleus. NCBI's taxonomy places the organism in Eukaryota, Metazoa, Chordata, Testudines, Testudinidae. Gene Ontology annotation, molecular function: retinoic acid-responsive element binding; nuclear steroid receptor activity; zinc ion binding. The coding region runs from base 297 to 1757 and encodes 486 amino acids.